AUGGAGAUCACAGUUCCUGAAAUACAAGUAGAAAGCAAGGAUGAGAAGAGAUCAGCAGAGGUUAGUCCUCAGAAUGAGAGGCAGGAGGAAAAAGCAUCGACGCUUUGCUUCAAGAGAAGAAAGAAAGCAGCCAAAGCAAUGAAGCCCAAAGCUGGCUCUGAAGCUGCUGAUGCAGCAAGGAAGCGUCCCCCAGAAGCAGGAGCUUCUUAUCAGCCAGAGCCCCCCGGGGGGGCCUGGGCUUCCAUCAAACGCCUUGUAACACGCAGCAAAAGGUCAGAUUCUUCAAAGCAGCCAAAGCCCUUUGAGGCCAAAGUGCAACCUGAAAUCAAUGCUGAGGAUGAUAAUUCUAAAAAAAAGGCAAAAUCCAGACUCAAGAUUCCCUGUAUAAAAUUCUCAAAAGGGGAGAAAAGAAGUAAUCAUUCCAAAAUUAUAGAAGACUCAGACUGCAGUAUCAAAGUCCAACGACAGGCUGGAAGUUUGGAUACAAAAACUCUGACCCAAUCAGAUGACCAGGCAGCAAAGACCAAGUCGAAGCAGGAUGUAAGGGAAGAUGUCUCACAGAAAGGGAGUGAUGAGGUCUGUGAAUCAAAUGUGAACAACAGCAUAACUUCUCCUGGAGAGAAAGUGAUUUCAGUAGAACUUGAGUUAGAUACAGGGCAUUCUGCUAUUCAAACAGGAACUCUAAUCCUUGAAAAAGAUAUUGAAACGCUUGAGGAAAAACAAAGCAUUCAACCUCAGCAAGCAAGCCCACUGGAAACUUCAGACACAGAACACCAGCUCCCAGUGGUUUCUGAUGUUCCUCCCUCACCUGCAGUCCCAGAUCAACAAAUUCUGGAAGAAGCCAGAAACAGUAUCCUAGAAAGUGGACCAGACUGGAAAGACCGUGAAAGUAAAGAGACUGUUGCUGAGGAGAGCAAGCCGAAAGAUACUGAACUGAGCCAGGAAUCAGAUUUUCAAGUAAAUGAAAUCACUGCAGAAAAACCCAAACCAGAAGAAAGCAAAAGAAUGGAGCCAAUUGCUAUUAUUAUCACAGACACUGAAAUCAGUGAAUUUGAUGUUAAGAAAUCUAAAAAUGUCCCUAAGCAAUUCUUAAUUUCAAUCGAAAAUGAGCAAGUGGGGGUUUUUGCUAAUGAUAGUGGUUUUGAGAGUAGAACUUCAGAACAAUAUGAAACACUCUUAAUAGAAACAGCUUCUUCUCUUGUCAAGAAUGCUAUCCAGUUAUCUAUAGAACAGCUGGUUAAUGAAAUGGCCUCUGAUGAUAAUGCAAAAAGCAAUCUUCUACAGUGACUUAAUUUCCACAUCAUGGGAGGGAAAAAAUGCUUAAUGGUAAAUUAUUUUACAUAUUUGUGGUAUUUCUUAUUCAGUAACAAAUGAGAGAUUUAACAUCUGUAGAAUUUAAAGGUACAGUUCAAACCCAGAAGUGCUAAAGAAUUAAGUUGUAAAAUCCUCCCUUAUCACUGAAAUGUAGCCACUUCUGGAUUGAAGGAAGUCAGUACAGAUUGCAAUGAAAAGUAAUAUCUAGGAAAUUGCUAAAAUGGUUUGUGGAGAUUAGACUGCCUGGGAGAAGCAAGAUGUAUUUAUUGAGCACUUGCCGUAUGCCAUAAGCUCUUUAAUGUCCUCUGAUGUCACAAAGCCUGGUUUCCUUUUAAAAGUUCAACACUGUGUAUAGGUUAACAUCGCAUUCUGUUUUCAACAACUUUUUUUUUACAGUGCACUUUUAUGUUGUAUAAAAUGGUGAUAAGGUGAGCUAUUUUUGUGAAUGUGUGACUUAUAGCUGUUAUACUCCUAGGUAGUAGUCUUACCUCAAAAAAAUACUGCAGGGCUUCCCUGGUGGCACAGUGGUUGAGGGUCCGCCUGCCGAUGCAGGGGACGCGGGUUCGUGCCCCGGUCCGGGAGGGUCCCACGUGCCGCGGAGCGCUGGGCCUUUGAGCCAUGGCCGCUGAGCCUGCGCGUCCGGAGCCUGUGCUCCGCAACGGAAGAGUCCACAACAGUGAGAGGCCCGCAUACCGCAAAAAAAAAAAAAAAAAAAAAUACUGCAAACCAAAAAAAUAAUAGUUUGAUUAAACAUGAGUGGUUUUCUAGUCUUGCUCAAGUUCCUUACAAAAGCCAUUCACAAAUUACUUCAAACAGGCAAAUAAUUACCAAGUGCAAAGGUGUGGAAACAGGGAGUGCAUUUUCCAUCUCCAUCUUUCUUCUGCCACAAGCAGACCUGUAUAAAAAUCCACUUGCGCACGCGGGCUUCCCUGGUGGCGCAGUGGUUGAGAGUCCGCCUGCCGAUGCAGGGGACACGGGUUCAUGCCCCGGUCUGGGAAGAUCCCACAUGCUGCGGAGUGGCUGGGCCCGUGAGCCAUGGCCGCUGAGCCUGCGCGUCCAGAGCCUGUGCUCCGCAACGGGAGAGGCCACAACAGUGAGAGGCCCGCGUACCGCCAAAAAAAAAAAAAAAAAAAUCCACUUGCGCAUGGGAUCAUCUGCUGAAAAGCUAAAAACAAAAAACUGGGUUUCCCUGGUGGCGCAGUGGUUAAGAAUCCGCCUGCCAAUGCAGGGGACACGGGUUUGAACUCUGGUCCAGGGAAGAUCCCACAUGCCGCAGAGCAACUAAGCCAGUGCACAACUGCUGAGCCUGUGCUCUAGAGCCCGUGAGCCACAACUACUGAGCCUGCGUGCCACAACUACUGAAGCCUACGCAGCUAGAGCCUGUGUUCCGCAACAAGAGAAGCCACCGCAAUGAGAAGCCCGUGCACCGCAACAAAGAGUAGCACUCGCUCACUGCAACUAGAGAAAGCCCACACGCAGCAACAAAGACCCAACUCAGCCAAAAAAUAAAUAAUUUUUUUAAAUUAAAACAACAAAAAGUGGAUUAUUUUCCAUCCAGGAGAAGACAAACUUCCCAAGUAACAAAUUACCACAUAUAACACACGAUUCGUCUUGCAAGAUUAAAUCUCUGGAGACUGUCUUCAUCAAUCUCUCCUCAAAGAGGGGAGAGUGGACUCAAAGCAAACCUGGCAGUAAAAGUCAUAGGAAAUCAUAAUAAUUUAGUGAAAAUAUUCAUGCUUGGCUAAGAAUGAGCCAAAUACAUCUUUCAUUGUGCCUAUGUGUUGAGAGACACCAGUAAAAAUUUUACACGGAUAUUGAAAAUAAACUUUUUCAUCAGUAAUUUUAGUCCAACUAGUCCCUUACAAAAAAAAAAAAAAAUGAACUUAAUAUAACAAUGAGAAGGGCUUGUUUGCAUUUUAUUCAGUUAUUUAAAUCAUCGAUCUCAAUGAUUGUCAUAUUUUUUGAAAAAAUAAGUAAUUGUUUCAACCUUUCCUUGUGUGAAAUGACCCUAAUACUGCAACCCACUUCCGUACCUCACAGGUCAGGGUUCCUAUUGUACAGUCCUCCACUGUCUAAACUGAGUGACAGUGUCACUCUGAAAGUAGAUGAAGUAAUGAAGAGCUUUUGCUUGAGUUGUAAGGUAUUUGUACAUUCUUGGAGAAAAGAAUGUACAUUAGAUGAUUUCAAAUGAUCUGGUGACUUCCUGCAUUAUUUAUGGAUUGCAUACAGAAAGUAUGUGCUAAUUUGUCCCAUAGAAUCUUUGUUUCUUCCUGUAAGUACAUAUUGAGACCUCUGGCAGAAGAACCUAAUCUGACUUUGGAACUGAACCAGAUAAUGGAUAUUAUUAGCAAGAUUCUUUGCUGAAGUGUAAAUGUAUUCCCCGUAUUCCCCCAGAUUUUCCUACCGUCAUGCUUAUAACCUUGGGGGGUGGGGUGGGAGGAAGAGGGAAGCUACCAAAAUCCUUCGGUUUCACAAGAUGAAAAGUGGAUCUUUCAAAACAUGACCCAAGAAAUCAAUUUCAUUUAAUUGUAUAAUUUUUAAACAUUUUUUAAAAAAAGACUGCUAAGUCAUCCUCCCUAAAAACUCUUUUUAAUUCACUAUAUGUGGUGCUAAUGGACUUGGACAGCUACCAGCAACUACAUAUUUAAAAGUGAGCAAUUUAAAAAGACUGAUUAAAGUUGGUGCAUUUAACAGUGUUUCGAAGAAUCCUGCCUUCAUUUACUGCAAGGAUGGCUCAAGCCAUAUACUUUCAUUGUAAAUUUUUAGUAAUUUCUCAUGAAUAAGCAAAAAGUAUAGCAUUUACCAGUUAUUGAAAAUAUUUUGAAAUGUGCAGGUAUAUUUAUUUGGGAGUUUUAAAAACGUGAGGUAAAUAUGUGUAAUGAAAUUCUUCUAAGAAAGUAACAUUUUAUCUAAGUAGUCCUAGGUUUCUAUUUUUUUUCCACUGUGGUGUGGUACAUAUUUGGUUAGAAUGUAUUAUAAUUGAUAGUUUUUGUGAUGAAAUGUGUACUCUAUUUGCAUUCAUUCUUAAGUGGUUUCUCCUCAGUCUUUUCUAUUGAGAAUAUCUGGUGAAUUAAAUAAGUAGGAUCCAGUUUGAAAAAGGAUUCCAGAAAUUAAUUGGUCUCAAUCUGAUUAUAUCUGCUACAUGGCCAACUCCCACUACUAUGAAUCGUAAGGUGAUCUAAAUUGUUUUGUUGUUAUAGAAAUAAUUAGGAAUCAGAUGACUUAGAAGUUUCUCAUAAAAUAUUUUUUUUAUUUUAAUGGUAUUUAUUUUAAGCAAUUUGACCUUAUAUGCAAGACAUUAAAUGAAUAUAAAUAGGUUCUUAUUCAAUUCACAUCCAUUUGACAAUAUUAAAAUAUCACUUAAAAGGCAAUUUAAUAACACCACAUUAAUUUUCCUUUAAAUUUGCUGUGGUAUAAAUGCUGCUUUUAGUGAACAUUUAUUAAGUAGCUGGGAUUCAGUUUCUCUUUGAACUCGAUUUUACAAGGCUGGUUGGUUUAUCAGGUAACUUCUUCAGCACAUUAUCUUCCCCCUUUUAAGAUUCAAGUAUUAUUCAGUUUGCUUUACAACAAGCGAAUACAAAAAUCCUCCUCUAUUUUGUGUAGCACUAUUCACUUAACAUUUUCUCAAAGUACUUUAUAGGAUAUAAAAAUAGUCCCUGGUCACAUUUAAGUAAAGGUAGCAGAAAACAGAAGAACAUUCAAAGAGGAAUCAUGUUCCCUGCCACCUCCUCCACCUCAAGGAACAAUAAGCAUUUGGUACAAAUGGAGUUCUUCAGAAAAGCUGUCAGCAUAAUUUUCUUUGAAGAUAAUCCAUUUGACAGCACGAAGUUUGUGAUCUUAAUUGGUCUACUAUUUAACGAAGUCUUAAAAACUCUGAUUUAUUUCUGAGCGAUUACAUUAUUUCACCAAUAUGUGUGAAUAGCCUUCCAGCUAAAGGCUUUUAGAAAUAAUGGAUCAUGAGAGGGCACCAGUCGAAUCUGGCUUCUGCAAAAAAUCCAGAGUUAACUUCAUCCAUAAGUUUCUAACUUCAAGUUGCCUUAUUUUUUAUAGUUAAUAAUUAAUUUGGGGGGAUUUACAGCAGAAUUAACAUAAUUAUUAAGCUUUAGAAUCCAUUGUUUGAAAAUACCCCUUUAAUGUCAACUUUAUUCAAAUGUGUGAAGUCUGCUUUCUAAUUUCACCUGAUACUCAAUACAUUAGGGGUGGACUUUUCUGCCUGCCCUUUCUGCAUUUUUAAACAUCCUCAUUUAAGGUUUAGCGUUUCUUAGUUUCAAAUUCCUAUGAUGUUUUAUUGCUUCACAAACAUGAAGUUUCUCAUUAUACAGAAUUCAAAAUUUCAAUAUGUAGUACAUUUUAUGGCACAUUUUUGAAGUUUUUUUGUAAUCCUUACUUAGUUACAAAAAUUUAACAGAAAGAAACUACUUAAAUUUAGAUUAAAUUCAAUUUAUUCAACAUGUGUUGGGUAUGACACAUGCCAAACACUGAUAAAGGGGACAGUCUCCCUGCCCUCGAAGAGCGCCGCAGCAGCUGAAACUUGGACAGGGGUUAAGGCAAAGAACCACAGUAAUGCAGCAUCGUGAGUGCAUGGAGACUAAAGAGAAAGAGAUUCAUUUUGUCUGGUAUGAGGAGAUGGUCAUAUAAAUACAGGGGCAGUUUGAUAGCAUUCGGUUGCUAAAUAGCUUAAAAGUAUAUUCCUUCUGAUUUGUGAACAGGUGCAGAAAAAAGCCUGCAUAAUGUUACAUAUUUAUAGUAGUUCUUUGUAAAAAUGUUAAGUGGAUGAGCUAUUAUGAAAGCAGAAGUUCCAAUUUGUAUUUCUCAUUAAAAUUAGUACUAUAUUAUUGUGGAUCAGAUGCGAAUAUUAAAGAAAUCAUACUCUGUAGAAAAAAGGUUUCAAACCUGAAUUAAUAUAUGUACUGUUAAUACAAAAUAAAUGUUAUAUUGGCUCAUG
This is a messenger RNA of Orcinus orca (killer whale), 6259 nucleotides long. RefSeq names its product A-kinase anchoring protein 5 (gene AKAP5). Gene Ontology annotation, molecular function: molecular adaptor activity; adenylate cyclase binding; GABA receptor binding. Gene Ontology annotation, biological process: positive regulation of adenylate cyclase activity. Gene Ontology annotation, cellular component: dendrite membrane; dendritic spine; excitatory synapse. The coding region runs from base 1 to 1287 and encodes 428 amino acids. The record is from RefSeq and is a predicted model, not a curated record. The transcript has a single exon. NCBI's taxonomy places the organism in Eukaryota, Metazoa, Chordata, Mammalia, Artiodactyla, Delphinidae.